GCUUGUACAGAUCAACAUGAAGUUAGUACUUGUGUUUCUCUCAGUUUUGGGGUUGAUUUUUGUGGAGGGUACGAACAUUGGGGGGCGGAAAAGUGAUAAAAAAGAAGGUGGAAACGACAAAAGUUCAGGUUUGAAGUUGGAUAUUGUUGGGGGUACAAACAGUGAGGUAGAAAAGAGUGAGAAAACUGUGGGAGGGGACGAUAAAACUCAGUUUAAGCGUGGUUUAGUUGACGAAGGACAGUAUGGUACUAGUUUUCAUGGACAAUAUGGUGAGAAAACCGUGGUAAACGACGAUAAAUCUCAGUUUAAACGUGGUCUAGUUGACGGAGGACAGUAUGGUACUAGUUUUCAUGGACAAUAUGUUGGGAAAACUAUGGUAAACGACGAUAAAACUCAGUUUAAACGUGGUUUAUUCGAGGAUGGACUUUAUGGGGGUGGUUUUUACCAACAAUCUGGGGGUUUUGGAGGGUAUGCAGUUGGAGAACAAGUUUCAGAACAUAAAACCAUCUCAAUUACUAAGGAAAUCCCGGUACCCUACCCUGUAACGGUUGAAAAAAAGAUUCCAUACCCUGUAGAUAGACCUUACACCGUGCAUAUACCCAAACCCUACACAGUCCACGUAGAGAAACCCAUUCCAUACCCUGUGAAAGUCCCUGUACCCCAACCUUACACCGUUUUGAAACCGGUACCGUAUACCGUUCAUGUACCAGUUGAUAGACCGUACACAGUUCACGUUCCUCAACCGUAUAAGGUUUACGUUGAUAAACCGUACCCCGUUGAAGUUAUCAAGAAAUACGCUGUACCAGUUGAAUAUCCAGUUGAUAGACCGUAUACAGUUCCAGUACCAGUUGACAAACCCGUUCCGUAUACUGUUGAAAAACCAGUUGCGUAUCCCGUUAAAGUUCCAGUUGAUCGACCGUUUACCGUUGACGUCCCUCAACCUUAUCCAGUUGAAGUAGAGAAGAAAGUGCCUGUACCUUAUCAGGUGCCAGUCAAGGUAGAUGAGGGUCAUUUAGGGGAACAUCAUUGAGAGGACCUUCAAGAAUUCUGAGGAUAUCUUCGGAUCGUCAAGAAAUGUGAGAAGCUGUCAUCAAGAAAUCAUCUCCAAGAAGACUGAUCAAGAGUAGUUAGCCGAUUCAUCACCGAUAGCGAAUACCAUCUUCAAGAUGAUCAUCCAAUCUUCAAAGAAAAAUGAGAAGCCAUCAAUCAUCAAGAAGCUGCAGAGAUCUUCAACAAGACUGAUCUUCAAGAAAAACUGCAGAUCCCUCCAUAACAAAUUGAGUAUUCACAUUUUUUGAGACUGAAAAUGAAGUAUUUCUUUCUAAUGUGUUACUCUGUUCCAUCGUUCUUAUAAUAUGGUGACUGGCUUACUUAAAAAUUAUCUUCAUUUAUGA
This is a messenger RNA of Nilaparvata lugens (brown planthopper), 1394 nucleotides long. RefSeq lists its product as uncharacterized. Lineage: Eukaryota; Metazoa; Arthropoda; Insecta; Hemiptera; Delphacidae. Bases 17 to 1030 code for a protein of 337 amino acids. The transcript has a single exon. The record is from RefSeq and is a predicted model, not a curated record.